This is a messenger RNA of Sinocyclocheilus rhinocerous, 333 nucleotides long. Its product is annotated as cytochrome P450 1A1-like. The record is from RefSeq and is a predicted model, not a curated record. Gene Ontology annotation, molecular function: heme binding; iron ion binding; steroid 17-alpha-monooxygenase activity. Gene Ontology annotation, biological process: hormone biosynthetic process; progesterone metabolic process. The transcript is spliced from 2 exons. The annotation marks the transcript as partial. NCBI's taxonomy places the organism in Eukaryota, Metazoa, Chordata, Actinopteri, Cypriniformes, Cyprinidae.
AACUGUAUCCGGGACAUUACUGAUGCCCUAAUAGCAAUGUGUGAGGACAGGCAGGAGGACGAGGAAACAGCCAUGCUCAGCAACUCACAGAUCAUCCACAGUGUCAUUGACAUCUUCGGAGCCGGUUUUGACACUAUCAUCACCGGUUUGCAGUGGAGCCUUUUAUACCUGAUCAAGUUUCCAGACAUCCAGGCUAAAAUCCUUCAGGAGAUAGGUGAAGUCUCAAAAGGGGCAAUCGAAACAACAUUGUGUUUACUGGAAAACAAAACAAAAUCAUUUCCCAUCAUGCAUAUCCCUUUCUUUAGCUGUUCAGCGACAUCCUGGGGAAAUUAA